Molecule: messenger RNA, 1800 nt
Organism: Bombyx mori (domestic silkworm)
Lineage: Eukaryota; Metazoa; Arthropoda; Insecta; Lepidoptera; Bombycidae
Exons: 2
Coding region: 133-1134 (333 amino acids)
Source: RefSeq, a predicted model, not a curated record
CUUAAUGUUGCCAGAUCUUAGGCGGCUAGUGUGAAUAUGGAUGUUGCCCGAAUUCAUUUUGACAAAAAAGUGGGAUCCAAAUUCAAAACCGGUCAUAUUUAGCAGUUUUUUUUACACUAACAAACAAUAACUAUGAGACAUGUUACGACAUUGCCAGUGAAGCACAAAGGGAUACAUCUCAGUUUCAAAUUGAACAACGUCGAUGCCAGCAUAGAAUAUGGGAUCGUCAAGAACAAUAACGAUUGGAUACCGAUCACUGAUCCAGAAAAAUAUGUUCAACGGGGACAAUCCGGUGAUGGCGAAGUAAAACCGUAUCAUGAACUCAAUAAAGAAGCGGAAUUCUUGAAAAAGAUUGUUCACCGUGAUACUAUGAAUGAUGAGAAAUACACUGCUCUUCGACAGUCGAGAAACAUGAGAUCCAAAUGCAAGGAUCUAGGCGAUGCAUUACUUAAAUACUAUUUCAACAUUGCCAAUGAUUUCAACAAAGACAUUUUGGUUUAUUUGAUCAAUCUAUCUAAAUCUAGAUGUCAUGAUGACGAUAAAAUUGAGACUGGAAGUAUUAAAAAAUCACCUGUUUCGUUGUUUAGAUACGACAGAAAUCCGAAGAAAAUUCCAGACGGUGAAGAAAACAAUUUAGCGCAUUUUGAAAAUAAUAGAAAUGAAGUAUAUGCGGAAGUGGAUUCUAAUAAACAUAACAUACUUAAUGAACGAACAUACGAGGUGACAGAAGACACAGAACUUGAUCAAAAUGUUGGAACCACGAAUAAUCCAUUAAAUUACAUUCAUGAAAAACCUGAAAAUGACCUAAGAGAGGGGAGCUUGAAUACCACAGCUAAACUACAAGACAUACUUUCAAAAUAUGGAAUAAACAUCAAUGAUGAUUUACCCAAUUAUGCUCUAUCAAGACGUCUCACAAGAUCUAUGCCAAUAAAAAUGCCUAGGUAUAACAACCAUUUGCCUCUAGACCCAUUGUUAGCAGUUUAUCUAUCUAAUUAUGGACAUUAUUUACCUGGUGUUUAUGGACUAAAUAAUAAAUAUUACAAUUUAUAUGGGUAUUUAGCAUCAAAUAAUAUCCAUAACAACAGACCUUUUGGAUCUUAUAAGAUAUUUUCUGAUACCGAUUCUAGUUUAUAGACACACAAAUUUUAAACAUAAAGAAAAUGUGUGGUGUCGUAGAAUACAGGAUAGGAACGAAGUUCCAUAUAAAAAAAAAUCGCGCUGAAAUAUCGCUGUGCGGAAAACAAGGCCUUAUUCCACGGACUUUUUCUUACGGUUUUACUAUCACAUUUUUUUCAGUUCGGUCGCGCAGCAAAAUCCCCGUCUCCUCCAAGCCUGCCGUAAAGAACUUCGUUCCAAUAAAUACUCCUAGUAUUCAGUUUGAGGUCAUUAAGCAAUUUAUAAGAUUGUAAUAGUGUUUUAGUAACAUUUACGGGACGUUAAAUAUGAGGUUCUAUAACUACCUGAAGAUCCAACACGAAAAGAGGCUCUGAGAGCAUAGGGAUUAAGACUACACCAGUGGUACAUAAUUUUACGUGCUGCAAUAUCCAAAGAUAGAAAGAGCCUUAGUGGUUAUCAAACUCCAACAAGAGACAGCAAUAGAAGAAGAAGAUACACAACUUUUUGUCGCAUUCGCGCGUAAAAACAUACUUGGAUGUAGUUAAGACUUUGAUCAAUGCAAAAUACCCUUAACCUUGUGUUAGUCAUAGGUCAUAGUUAAUAGUUACUUGUGUCUAAGUGUGACUAUAAUGUAAUAUUCAUAUGCACUAAUGAAAAAAAUACAUCUCCAAUUAACUCACUGAA